GUCACAGGUACACAGGAUACUGAGGUCGGGUCUGAGUGAGAGAGAGACAGCGAAGACGCUGGUUGCUUAGAGAUAUUUUUGCUUAAAGGAGGGCACUGACAGCCUGCCUUAUGUGUGGCUCCUCUCAAGGCUUCACGGCCUCCUCCUCUCAGCACACCACAGCCAUGUUAACCUCAGAAAGAUCCCUGCAAAGCUCAGAGAUCAUCACAGCAGCCAUGCCCGAGACACAAGACGUAGACAUGACAUCAUGGAGAGAGGAGCACUUUGAGAAAAAGUGCACUUAUUUUGUGAAGGACCAGCCUCUUGAAGAGGAGUGUGAAAACAAGCGCAGGACGCGAGCUGAGAGAUCCUUACCCAGGAACCUGGCCCUAAAACGCUCCCAUGACUCUGCAGAGGUGCUGGGUGUAACGAGUAAAGAGCUGAUUCCAAAGGGGACACGUUUUGGCCCACUGGUUGGGGAAAGCUACACCAAUGAAACGCUGCUGAAAGACGCUAACAGGAAGUACUUCUGGAGGAUUUUCUCGGAAGGUUGUUUACACCACAUCGUAGAUGGUUUGAACGAGGAUCGGAGCAACUGGAUGCGCUACGUCAACCCGGCCUACACUGUGGAGGAGCAGAACUUGGUUGCCUGCCAGAACGGUUUGGAAAUCUACUUCUACACCAUCAAACCACUCCAGCCAGGUCAGGAGCUACUGGUGUGGUACUGCACUGAAUUCGCCCAACGCUGCAACUACCCCCCACUGGGACAACUGGCCAUUCAAAAUACUGAACAUAGUCAAGCUCAGGAGAAGACGACAGGGAAAAGAGGUCACAGUGUCUCUGAAAUUCUCCAAGAUGAGCCUUCCAAACCUCUUACAACCUGCAUCACUCGUAUGGACAGUUCUUUGUCUCAGACAACCCUCUCAGCAGCUUUACCCCUGUGUCCACGUGUCGUCUACCCAAUCCAGCCAACAUCAGAAUCUAUCCAUGGUCACAGAUACGUCACUCUGCCAUCCUGUAGCCCUCCUGCUGCCAAAAGGCCAGCCCUUAGUAGUCCCGCCCCUUAUGGUCUGCACUUCAACUUCCAGCACAGUCAGGCACCACUUGCAGCUAAACCUUACCAAGAGGCCUCUGUGCCUGGUGGUCAGAUUCAUCCUGCUCUGAGGAAUUCUCCCUAUCUACAGCCUCACUACUCACUCGGCCUUAACGGCAUCCUACCUCACUCAUACCCUCUCUACAGUGAGCGACUGAAACCUCCCCUAACACUCCCAUCUCCUUUACUGCCUUUUAAUGAUUAUGCACACUUCCUCCAUCCUCUGGCCAGCAGAUACAAAGACUUGACACGGUCACUAACAAACUCCAAACAAGACCUCAUUCUUUCACCAACCAGGGAGCUCAAAGACAACAAAAACCUCAUGACCAAAAGGACAAACUACCUCACGAUCCCCUCAGACAACCUCAGAGAAUUCAAACAAGCCGACCUCGCUUUACCUACCACAUCCAGUGCCUCAUCCAUGAUCACCUCGCAGAGUCACAGAGCACUGCCAUCACUUGCACCUGGAGGAUGCUCACCACCAGUGGGCAUGGCCGCCUUUUCAGACUGCCUCCCUGCAAAACCCAUCUCUGCAACUCAGAGCAAUACAGACGAUGCAGUUGACCUCAGGAAGACCAAACUCAGCGGACAAAUGAUUGGCUACAAAACCCUGUCGUACCCCCUCAAGAGGCAGAAUGGAAAGAUCCGGUAUGAGUGCAACAUCUGUGGAAAGGUCUUUGGGCAGCUUUCCAACCUCAAGGUCCAUCUGAGAGUGCACAGUGGAGAGCGCCCCUUCAGGUGUCAGACCUGCAAUAAGAACUUUACUCAGCUGGCGCACCUGCAGAAACACUACCUGGUUCACACAGGAGAGAAGCCUCAUGAGUGCAAGGUAUGCCAUAAGAGAUUCAGUAGCACAAGUAACUUGAAGACCCACCAGCGGUUACACUCAGGUGAAAGGCCUUACCAAUGCAAGCUCUGCCCAGCCCGUUUCACACAGUUCGUCCACUUAAAGCUCCACAAGCGCCUCCACACUGGAGAACGACCUCACCGGUGUCCCCACUGCCCUUGCGCCUAUCUCCACCACUGCAGCCUCCAGGUUCACCUCCAAGGUUUCUGCCCUCUCUCUCCCUCGGCCUCCCAAAGGCACUCUCCAGAGGAGCUACAUCGAGUCAACUCUGAGAUCGAGAGGUUUGACAUGAGCGAGACGGCAGAGCAGCUUGAGGCUAUGGCUGCGGAGGCUGAGAUGGACAAGAGCAACAUUAUGGACUUAAUAAAGACAAUGGAGUCACAUACAUCUGGCCAUAGGGAGGGCGCCAAAGAUGAGACCCAGCUGAGCGUGUACAAAUCAGCAAAGGCUGUACAGCUGCUGCACCACGGCAGCACUUUACCUCUGCAUGCAACUAACAUCAAGCUGGAGUCAGGCUGCAUAUCAGAGCCCUAAGACAGCCUUGCUAAUCCAACCAUAUAAUCCUUACAGGUCAACUCAGCAGCUGUCUGUUACUGCCCUAUUUGAAGAAGACCCUAAUCUUAAGCAUGGAUUGCCUUGCCUAUAUUCUACAGAGGCUUUAACAUGUGAAGAAUUAAGACUUUCCCAGCAUGGCCUGGGACCACUGACUUGAUUGGUUUAAUGCAUACAUCUUUGUUAACUUAUUCUAUUGCUAAUAUUAAAGUAAAUGUAUAAACAGAGAGAGACUGUUGAC
Molecule: messenger RNA, 2712 nt
Organism: Cheilinus undulatus (humphead wrasse)
Lineage: Eukaryota; Metazoa; Chordata; Actinopteri; Labriformes; Labridae
Gene: prdm1c
Product: PR domain containing 1c, with ZNF domain
Exons: 7
Coding region: 111-2453 (780 amino acids)
Biological process (GO): regulation of transcription by RNA polymerase II; cell fate commitment
Cellular component (GO): cytoplasm; nucleus
Molecular function (GO): RNA polymerase II cis-regulatory region sequence-specific DNA binding; DNA-binding transcription repressor activity, RNA polymerase II-specific; histone deacetylase binding
Source: RefSeq, a predicted model, not a curated record